GAAUGAGGCGUUACCUCUGAGUUUUCGAUCAAUCACAGGGGACAGUGGCUUCUUUUGAUAAAAAAAAAACCCAAAUUGUCAUUGGGCAGAUGCAAUCAUGUGACAAGCAGCACGGUCUAAUUCCAACCAUGUCCCCAUGAAUGCAAUAGUUUAUGGCACAGAGGUCUCCAUGCGACUAUAUCCAGUUUAGCAUAGUUUAUGAACACAAACUGCUUGCCUUUAUUGUUAUUUUUUAAUAUCAGUACUAUUUUUUUUGCCCCUGUGACAUCAGCGGGACAAGACGGAGGAGGAUGAAUUACGAAUUCGGGCGAGAGAGUGGUUUUAUCAACAGCCAGCCGUCGCUCGCUGAGUGCCUGACAUCUCUCACUAACCCUGUCGGUGAUGCAUUUCAGAGUUCAUCAAUCAAGAGCUCGACGCUUUCACGCUCGACACUGAUUCCUCCUCCCUUUGAGCAGACCAUCCCCGGCCUGAGCGGGGGCAUCCACCCACGACACAGCCGCUCCAAGCAGCAACAGCAGCAGGCGGUGAAAGGCUGCAGCCCGCUGCACACUGCGUCUCUGCCCGCGGAGUAUCCGUGGAUGAAGGAGAAGAAAAGCAUCAAGAGGAGUCAGACUACUACUACUACUACUACUACUGCUGCUGCUGCUGCUGCUGCUACUUCUGCUGCUGCUACACCUUCUUCAUCUUCUUCUGCCUCUCUGGCGACUGACUCCUCUCCACUCUACUUCUCACCCCAAGGUUCUCCAGAGGUACCAGACGGAGCUGGAGGAUCAUCCAGGAGGCUGAGGACUGCCUACACCAACACGCAGCUCCUGGAGCUGGAGAAGGAGUUCCAUUUUAACAAAUACCUGUGCAGACCGAGGCGAGUGGAAAUUGCGGCUCUGCUGGAUUUAACGGAGAAGCAGGUGAAAGUGUGGUUCCAGAACAGGAGGAUGAAGCACAAGAGGCAGACGCACCGCAAGGAGAACCGCGACAGUGAGGGCAAAUACGCGUGUGAGGACGACGGGCCGGAGGACGAGCUGGAGCAGGCGGUGGAGGACAUGGACAGCAGCGCAGCCGGGACCCUGCUCCUGGAAAGGGACAGAUAUUUCCACCAAAAUACAUUGACUGCACAACAGUGUCGGAACGGGAACAAUGGUGAGGACCAAAGCCCGUCUGUUAGGCCUUUGAACAGCGAUGAGAAAAAUCUGAAACAUUUUCCAACCCCGACACCCACUGUUCCUAUCUGUGUGUCCACAAUAGGCCCGGACAAUGACAGUUAUUCCCCGGGCCUGGACGCUUCUUUGCAGGAUUUCCACGUUUUCUCAUCCUCCUCCUCUUUCUCACCGAGUUUGUCAGAUUCAACACAAAGUCCCCCGCCUUUACCGACCGAGACGUUUGACCUCUUCUCUGAAACACUCACCACCAUUGACUUCCAAAACCUGAGUUACUGAAACAUUAGUUGUUGUUGGUUUUUUUUGUUAACUUUUAUAUCUUGUGUUAUUUUGUCAGUGUACUCAAUUAAUCAGGGGGGAAUAUUUAAUAGACCUCACAACCAAGGUAAGUUAAAAAGAACAAAACUAUUUUGUCAACACGGGCUGUUUCCAGGGAGGACAUUUAAACAUUUAUUUUUAUAUGGAUGUUAGCUAUAAGCAGAAUAUUUUCCUUGAAAUAAAAUGUCAAAUUGA
Solea senegalensis (Senegalese sole) is the source of this 1667-nucleotide messenger RNA. It is a transcript of the gene hoxa2b, whose product is annotated as homeobox A2b. Gene Ontology annotation, molecular function: DNA binding; DNA-binding transcription factor activity, RNA polymerase II-specific. The record is from RefSeq and is a predicted model, not a curated record. Gene Ontology annotation, biological process: regulation of DNA-templated transcription. Lineage: Eukaryota; Metazoa; Chordata; Actinopteri; Pleuronectiformes; Soleidae. The transcript has 2 exons. The coding region runs from base 291 to 1433 and encodes 380 amino acids.